CAAAAAGCUGACUCCAGGUAUUCCAAAUUACUUCACAGUGGCUAGUACAAUCUCUUUUCUUUUUAAGUUUGCACACCUUCCUUUGUUUUCCACCAAUAUUUUUGACUGCAGGUGAUGCUGCUUGCAGCAUCUUCGAUCUCGAUGUCAUGGAUGAGAAUAAAGAUCGUGCUCUGACAUGGUUACGAAAAACUGGCCUAGCACCAGCGACAUUAGUCAACGGCGAUCCUCUAGUUGCUGUCGCUAUUUCAACGGCAAAGAUUAUUAAGGAACCGUGGCGGUUUCAACGAUUGCCAACUGUCUCAACAACCAAAAGUGCUGUCGAAAAUGAAGAGCAUUUUGAAAGCAUCAGCAGCGAAUCAUACGGUCCAUCUAUUCCUCCAUCCCGUACGGCCAUAUUGCAGCUAACAAAGCAAAUCAUGCCCAAGCAACCGACAUCUGGCGUGACAGAUACCAUGUUUUUAUCCAAACAAGAAGUAUACAAAAUUGUUCAACAAUAUAUGCAAAACGACACUUUGAAAAAGGAAGACUUGGCAGAAUGGAUGAGCAAGGAUGGAUUUUGGGGUCCUGCGAAACGCAAGCAAACAAAAAGAGUUCGAAAGCACGGUCGUCAUUACAACGUAGUCAAGCUCAAAUACCGUGAUUUUACUUGGACUGAUAUCAGCAACAUCCAUUAAUUCCGUGCAAAGGUUAAAGCCACACAUUCAACCAUCUACACGAUCGGGUACGCAAGAAAAAGUCGAACGCUGGAACCGUUGUCCGCAAAAAAAAAAAUCAGUCGGCCUUCAGAUCUACAAACUGAAAACAAAGCUUCUAUGCGAAAAUGUGUUUGUAUCGAUUAGCACGUCUGCAUUUGAUCCUAUAGCUUCGCGUGACUAUGAUCGUCCAGGGUUAGAGCUCGAUGGUUAUAGUGGUAGCACGCAAGCCAUGAUAGAAGAGAUCACAAAGUCACAACGCAAAGUCAGGCUUGUGACGAUCGAUUACCGCGGCUUGACCACCAAUAUUGAUGAUCUGCACCAUUUCCUUCGGGUUAACAAAAACAUAGUUGAACUCGUAGUUGACAUUGUACAUACUGUAAACGUUUACAGCAGACACGACAUAUUGCACAGCGACAAAGUUAUCCGAAUGUUCAGUGGUCAGAAAGCAUUCGUUCGCAGAUCACAAACAUAAUGACGAUAUCAAAUAAAAUUUAUUUUCUUUCUAAAUCGCUG
Molecule: messenger RNA, 1208 nt
Organism: Zychaea mexicana
Lineage: Eukaryota; Fungi; Mucoromycota; Mucoromycetes; Mucorales; Lichtheimiaceae
Exons: 1
Coding region: 147-674 (175 amino acids)
Source: RefSeq, a predicted model, not a curated record